AAAAAAAAAAAAAAACAAAAAAAAAUUGUCUGUCAUACGCGUAUCAGACACGGGACACAGGAGAGGUGGGUGUUUGGAGUCCCAAGCGAAUAAAUACGGAAGAAGAGAAGAAGAACAAAGGAGGCCCAAAGCGAACUACUACAAGAUGCGCAUGAAGUCGCUUACGGCGGUCGCGCUCGCGACGCCGGCGUCGGCCCUAAUCCGGUUCGGCUGCUCGCAGCUCGUUGUCGAGCGCCUGGAUCCCCUCGUUACCCCCGGCAGCAACCCAUCUCCGCAUCUUCAACAAAUCAUCGGCGGUGCAAGAGACAAAUGCUUACAUGGGAAGGAUGAUAUAGUUUGAAUAUUAGAGGGGGAAAAACAAAGCGUGAACUAACCAACGCGGAUGACAACCCUUAACGUUUUAGAACGCCUUCAACGCCACCAUGGACCCGGAGAGCGGCGACAUCGCGGAGCGGGCAACGUGCACGACGUGCCAGUUCAGCGAAGACUUCUCCAACUACUGGACGGCCAUGCUCUUCUUCCGGGCGCGCAACGGUUCGUACCACCGGGUGCCGCAGAUACCCAACGUCGGGUUCGACGGCCAGAAGGGCGGCAUGACGGUCUACUACAUGCAGGACGCGCUGGCCAACUACGAGCAGACGUCCAAGGUGACGGCCUUCAAGACGGGGUUCCGCAUGCUCAUCGGCGACGCGUCGUACCGCACCAAGGAGCAGGCCAACCGGUUCCGGCAGAUCACCUACACGUGCCUGCAGGACCUCAGCACCCGCUUCCCCGAGACCAUGGACUUCCCCAAGGAGCCCUGCCCGACCGGCAUAAUGGCCAACGUCCGCUUCCCGACCUGCUGGGACGGCAAGAACCUCGACAGCCCGGACCACAUGAGCCACAUGUCAUACCCGGAGACGGGCACUUUUGAGAGCGGCGGGCCCUGCCCGGCGUCGCACCCCGUGCGCGUGCCCCAGCUCAUGUACGAGACCAUCUGGGACACGUCCCAGUUCAACAGCAAGGACCUGUGGCCCGAGGACGGCUCGCAGCCGUUUGUAUGGUCGAUGGAUGACACGUAAGCACAUCCCCCUCCCUCCCACUGGGCAAUGUUUCCCUAUUUAUUCUUAUAUACGACCCCAACAUGAGGAGGAAACGGGAAGCCCAGAUGCUGACGACCAAUAAACAGCACCGGCUUCGGCUCGCACGGCGACUUCAUGUUCGGCUGGAAGGGCGACGCGCUGCAGCGGGCCAUGGA
Molecule: messenger RNA, 1237 nt
Organism: Thermothelomyces thermophilus ATCC 42464
Lineage: Eukaryota; Fungi; Ascomycota; Sordariomycetes; Sordariales; Chaetomiaceae
Exons: 1
Coding region: 423-1061 (212 amino acids)
Source: RefSeq, a predicted model, not a curated record